Molecule: messenger RNA, 1330 nt
Organism: Exophiala viscosa
Lineage: Eukaryota; Fungi; Ascomycota; Eurotiomycetes; Chaetothyriales; Herpotrichiellaceae
Exons: 2
Coding region: 89-1165 (358 amino acids)
Biological process (GO): regulation of DNA-templated transcription
Molecular function (GO): DNA-binding transcription factor activity, RNA polymerase II-specific; zinc ion binding
Source: RefSeq, a predicted model, not a curated record
AAGGUUUGCGAAAUAGCGUUCACUACGCUGAGGCUAUGGCUUCACCCACCACAUCACAAUUGACAACCGUUUGUUCUGCAGUCGUGUAAUGGUCCACAGCAUGCUCGUUCAUCACAGUUCUGCUCGACGAAAAGCAUGUACCGAGUGUGUACGCGUCAAGCGGAGAUGCGACCUCGUGGUUCCAGCCUGUACUCGAUGUAAUACUCGGGGGUUGGAUUGUCAAUAUAUAUCUUUCUCUAAGCGGCUUGCUGAGGAUCAGAUUGGCGCUGUCACACCUGUGGCCCGGCCCAUGAAGGAGCAAUGUACACUACUGUCGGACCCCGGGAGCAUUGUCUCUAGCAGUCCACGUUCUCCAUGGCAAGGUACAACCUUCAGCACUGUCGACUUUCCGGAGCUGGCCCCCAUCACCAAAGAUCAGGUUGACUUCUGCACCACCCAAUUCCAGUCCUGCAUUGCACAGCUGGUCCAAGGGGUCAAUCUACCGUUUAUCCACCACACUUCGUAUAAAGACACCGUACCAUGCCUUUAUCAAGACCUCGUUGGUGUCAGCGCUAUGUACUGUCAAAGAACUCCUGAGAACCUACCGGUUGUGUUCGCAAUCUUGGACGACAAUAUUUCCAGGCUCAUUGCGAAGUCGUCCAGCUGGGGCCCUGAGGAACUUUUGUUGGGUACACAGGCGCUUAUCGUGUAUCAAAUCAUCCGGUUGUUUGAUGGAGACAUUCGCCAGCGUGCUAAUGCAGAGAGGCAAUCAGUCCUGCUUGAGACCUGGACAAGUCAGCUGCAAGCAGCACUUAAUACGUUUCAGAACACUUUCCAGCUUGAGAGCCCAACACACCGGUGGUGGGUGCUGCUGGAAAGCGCUCGGAGAACUCUGCUAGUGUCUGUCAUGUUACAAGCAUUGUACUCACUUCUCAGAGAUGGGAUCUGCACUUCGGUACCUUACAUGGCAACUUUACCAGUCUCUCUUGAUGGAGCUUUAUGGGGCAUGUCCACAGAAGAUUGGCACAAGACUGCUCUGGGUGCUGAAGGCGACCCGGUGACCUACCGCGAGUUCGUGGCCAAAUGGGUCGACGGAGCUCCGCUGCAGAUCGAGGCAUACGAAACAAUUCUUUUGGUCGCUUGCAAGCACAAUGCACAACGCAUGUCUUUUAAAGCCUCAUCAUAGCAGGGUCCCUUUGCUGUGGCACAACUUAACCUAUUGCUCACAUGCACCGCGACACUCGCGAGGCUGAGCACGAGGCUAAGGACCCACUCCUGGUGGAAUUCCACUUCCCAAGCUGGCAUGAGCGAAAAGGGCUUCGGUGAGGCCGGACAAUCUCAAGAGACGAAU